AUGCAUUUGGCUCAGAGUUUUGUCUUGUCGUGCCUGGUGGCGACUGGUCUAGCUCUACCUAGCAAUGAGGGCACCAAGCAUCAGGAAAAUAAGGCGCGCAGCCCUGGUUACUCUCUUAAGGAGCCUCCCUUGACAACGCCAUGGACUGACCAAGUCGGAACGAACCCAUGGCCCGAAUAUCCGCGGCCGUUGCUGCAGCGCUCUGAAUGGAAGAAUCUUAACGGGGUGUGGAAGUACCAAAAUGCUGAAGGCCUGAAUGCUGUUCAGCAGCCUCCUUUUGGGCAGGAACUUGCACAGGAUGUUUUGAUUCCGUCGUGUCUUGAGAGUGGAUUGUCCGGAAUUCAAAGCAAUUGGGCUUUGUACUCCUGGUUCUCGACAUCCUUCGAAGUAUCUUCUUCUUGGAAGGGUGAGCAGGUGCUGCUCAAUUUUGGAGCUGUAGACUAUGAAGCCACAGUCUUUGUCAAUGGUCAAAAUGCAGGCUUCCACCGUGGCGGAUACUUCCGCUUCGCGGUAGACGUGACGAAGUACCUGAAGUUUGAUCAGCCGAAUGAACUACUUGUUUUCGUACAUGAUCCUACUGACGAUGGUGACUAUGUUAUCCCCAUUGGAAAGCAGACCCUGAGACCCAGUCACAUCUUUUAUACCCCGUGCAGUGGUAUCUGGCAAACUGUUUGGCUCGAGGCUGCCCCAUCCAACCACAUUACCCAACUCGAUCUUGAUGCAAACAUGGACGGCCAAGUAAACAUCACUGUACACAGCUCCGCCAAGGAGAAAUCCGCCCAGGCCGAGGUCACUGUCCACAAAGAUGGCAAGACUGUUGCAACCCACGAAGGCCCCACCAACAAGCCAUUCCAAUUCACUGUAUCUUCGCCCAAGCUCUGGUCCCCGGACUCGCCUAAUCUGUACAAUGUGACGGUCAAACUCGGCAAAGAUCAGGUGGAGAGCUAUAUUGGCUUCCGUACAAUCUCCAGGGGCAAGAUAGACGGGAUUGAGCGACCCUUGCUCAAUGGAAAAUUCAUUUUCAUGUUCGGUACCUUGGAUCAAGGCUAUUGGCCCGAUGGUUUAUACACGCCCCCUAGCAAAGAGGCGAUGGUGUACGAUUUGGAGAUGCUAAAGAAGUUGGGAUUCAACAUGGUCCGCAAGCAUAUCAAAGUCGAGACCGAUCUGUUCUAUCAAGCAUGCGACGAGCUCGGUCUGCUUGUAAUUCAGGACAUGCCCUCCCUGCGCCCGCUGCAGUCUAAGAACGGGGUUACUAUUCUACCCAACGAGCAGCAGCAGGUCGAGUUCGCUCGCCAGUUAGAUGUGUUGAUUAACCAGUUCAAGAGCUUCCCUAGUAUUGUGACUUGGGUCAUUUACAACGAAGCCUGGGGCCAGAUCAGAGAAUAUCACCCCGAGUUUGAGCUGACCGAGCGGGUUAGACAGCUGGACCCCACUCGGCUCGUGGACUCGACGACCGGUUGGGACGACCAUGGCGCUGGAGACUUUAGUGACAACCACCACUACGCAAAUCCACAAUGCGGCACUCCCUUUUAUUCCACGCCCUCGAGCCCAUACGAUCCCACCCGAAUUGGGUUCCAAGGUGAAUUUGGCGGCAUCGGGACUAAUGUAUCCCUUGAGCAUCUCUGGAACAACCAGGCAGCUAUCAAGACUAUCGACCAAACAUACGAAAUUGACAUGACCAUCGAGGCAUGGAAUUAUCGCAGCCACCGUCUCCUCAGCGAGCUCGAGGAUCAGGUCCGCCUGUACGCAUGCAGUGGGGGCGUCUGGACCCAGACGACCGACGUCGAGGGUGAGGUCAACGGCCUGAUGACUUAUGACCGUCGUGUGGCAAGAGUCGACGUGAAGCAGUGGCAGGCAGAUAUUAAGGCUCUCUAUGACGCCGCCGCCGCACGGAGCAAGGCGACUGGGGGAAUCUCAUAA
Penicillium samsonianum is the source of this 1920-nucleotide messenger RNA. Its product is annotated as putative hydrolase. The transcript is spliced from 7 exons. Gene Ontology annotation, molecular function: hydrolase activity, hydrolyzing O-glycosyl compounds. Bases 1 to 1920 code for a protein of 639 amino acids. Gene Ontology annotation, biological process: carbohydrate metabolic process. The record is from RefSeq and is a predicted model, not a curated record. Lineage: Eukaryota; Fungi; Ascomycota; Eurotiomycetes; Eurotiales; Aspergillaceae.